UAAAAGUGUAAUUAAUAGAACGAACUAAUAGAAGUGCUAAGACUCGCAAAUAAUUUAAUUAUUUUAAUUAAUAAUGGCUUGCGAUACUUGUAAAAUUGCGCUCCAUAGUCCUCACGGCGGAAUUUUUUAUACAAAUGAUAUUGUGUCUGGAUUCGUUAUUUUAGACGUUAGAGAAGAUUUUAAAGUAAAACAAAUUGAUUUCAAAGUAAAAGGUAUCAGUAAAGCAAGCUGGGCCAGAUCUUCACCUACAGUACCAUUUAUAAGGAAAUAUUCUGAAAAGAGAGAAGUUUUUAGUGUUACGGUUGAUGUUUUCGGGGACUUAAAAGGAACAACAAUAGAAUCAGGAAUAUUUACGCGUCCAUUUAAUUUCUUCUUACCACCUGAUCUGCCUUCAAGUUACGAAGAUUCAAUUGCAAAAGUAUAUUAUGAAAUCAAAAUAAGCAGUAAAUCUUUUUUCAAAACAGUUUGCCCACUAACUGUUAUUAACAAAGUUGACUUGAAUCAGUUUGAUGAAUAUAAGAUACCUCUGUUGUACGAAAUGAGAAAAAAAAUUGGUAAAUCCGGUAAUUUUUCCUUGAUUUUCAAAACUUACAAAGGAUUUACUGCGAGACAGUUAAUACCAUUCGAAGCCAUUAUAUCAAAUGAACGAAAAAUUAAAGUAAGAAAAAUAAUGGUAUAUUUAAUAAAAAAAAUAGAAUACAACGUCUCUUCUGGUUUUAAUAUUGCUGAGAAAAUAUUAUGUAAAUCGGUUUACAAAAAUGUGUUAAAUAUUGUUUCACAAACUUGCUGCUUUGAUAUGGAAAUCCCUCAAGAUGUUCCACCUUCUACUAUUCGUAUGAACGAUCUUAUGGUUUCAAUUUCCUAUUCGUUAAGAGUAAAAGUCACUUUUCUAUUUUAUUUACCUCUGUUCGUAGACAUACCUGUAACAAUUGCCUCAGUACCCAUUUCUUAUCAUACUUAGUUAAAGUUUGUUUAUUAUUAUAUAGAUGAACUCUAGUGUAAG
This is a messenger RNA of Vanessa tameamea, 1003 nucleotides long. RefSeq lists its product as uncharacterized. The coding region runs from base 74 to 961 and encodes 295 amino acids. Gene Ontology annotation, cellular component: cytoplasm. Lineage: Eukaryota; Metazoa; Arthropoda; Insecta; Lepidoptera; Nymphalidae. Gene Ontology annotation, biological process: protein transport. The record is from RefSeq and is a predicted model, not a curated record. The transcript is spliced from 6 exons.